CACCGCGCGGCUUACGGGCUCCGUUUCCGCUUGUUCUCGAUUUGGGGUCCUCGCGUGGAAAAAGGGCUGUGUCCCUUGGAGGAUCUUGGCCCGGGUCCGGCGGGGCGCGCGAACCCGAAAUCAGGUUUGAACCCCUGACGCCAGAUCCUGGAUCCUGAAGUACACCGUCGGUGGAGCAGAGCCCAGAGAAGCGAAGAAUGGCAGCUACACAUUCAAAAGCAAAGUCCGAGCUCUGCCUUUUCCAGACUCUGUGUUUCUCUAAGAUAACAAUCCAGAAGAGGAUGGAUCAUUUCUUACAGCUCUGAAAGCCAUGGAUUCGAGAUCAGUGAAGUUCAGGGAUGUGGCCAUAGACUUCUCCCAGGAAGAGUGGGAGUGCCUGGACUCUGCUCAGAGGGAUUUGUAUAGAGACGUGAUGUUGGAGAACUUUAGUAACUUGGUGUCACUAGACUUGCCUUCAAAGUGUGCAAAUAAGACUUCUCCCAAAAAGGACACUUAUGAAACAGAAUUAUCCCAAUGGGAAAUGAGUGACAGGCUUGAAAACUGUGAUCUUGAAAAGUCCAGUUGCAGAGAUUAUUUGGAAGUCAAAAGCAUACUGGAAAAUCAGCAAGAAAAUCAGGAAUAUUUCAGGCACGGGAUGAUCAUAUAUGAAAAAAUGUCCAUUUUCAACCAGCAUAAUUAUUUGUCUCAACAUCCCAGAUGUCAUUCUACUGAGAAACCCUAUAAAUGUAAGGAAUGUGGGAAGGCCUUUAGACGAGCCUCACACCUAACUCAACAUCAGAGUAUUCAUACUGGGGAAAAACCCUAUGAAUGUCAGCAAUGUGGAAAGGCCUUCAGUCGUGAUUCACAGCUCAGUCUUCAUCAGAGACUUCAUACUGGUGAGAAACCCUAUGCAUGCAAGGAAUGUGGGAAGGCCUUUACCCAGAGCUCACAACUUAUUUUACAUCAUAGAAUUCAUACUGGUGAAAAACCAUAUAAAUGUGAAGAAUGUGGGAAAGCUUUUAUUCGUAGCUCACAACUCACCCGACAUCAGAAAGUCCAUACUGGUGAGAAACCAUACGAAUGUAAAGAAUGUGGGAAGGCCUUCACUCAGAACUCACAGCUUACUUUGCACCAGAGACUUCACACUGGUGAGAAACUCUAUGAAUGUAAAGAAUGUAGAAAGGUCUUUACUCAGCUCUCACAACUUAUUCUGCAUAAAAGAAUUCAUACUGGUGAAAAGCCCUAUGAAUGCAAGGAAUGUGGGAAAGCUUUUAUUUGUGGCUCACAACUUUCUCAGCAUCAGAAAAUUCAUAAUGGGGAAAAGCCCUAUGAAUGUAAAGAAUGCGGGAAGGCCUUUAUUCGUGGCUCAUUACUUAUGCAACAUCAGAGGAUCCACACUGGUGAAAAACCCUACAAAUGUGAAGAAUGUGGGAAGGCCUUUAUCCGUGGCUCACAACUUACUCAACACCAGAGAAUUCACACUAAUGAGAAGCCCUAUGAAUGUAAGGAAUGUGGAAAGACCUUUAGCCAUGGUUCCCAACUUACUCAGCAUCAGAGAAUUCACACUGGUGAAAAACCCUAUCAGUGCAAGGAAUGUGGAAAGGCCUUUAAUCGUGGCUCACUCCUUACUCGACAUCAGAGAAUCCACACCGGUGAGAAACCCUACGAAUGUAAAGAAUGUGGAAAGACCUUUAGUCGUGGCUCAGAACUUACGCAACAUGAGCGAAUUCACACUGGUGAGAAACCCUACGAAUGUAAGGAGUGUGGGAAGUCUUUUAUCCGUGGCUCACAGCUCACUCAACAUCAGAGAAUCCAUACUGGUGAGAAACCCUAUGAGUGUAAAGAGUGUAGAAUGGCCUUUACUCAGAGCUCUCAUCUUUCUCAGCAUCAGAGACUUCAUACCGGUGAGAAACCCUAUGUAUGUAAUGACUGUGGGAAGGCCUUUGCUCGUGGCUUACUGCUUAUACAGCAUCAGAGAAUUCAUACAGGUGAGAAACCGUAUCAGUGUAAGGAAUGUGGAAAGGCCUUUAUUCGUGGCUCACAACUUACUCAACAUCAGCGAAUUCACACUGGAGAAAAACCUUAUGAAUGCAAGGAAUGUGGGAAAGCCUUUAGUCACGGCUCUCAACUUACUCUACAUCAGAGAAUCCAUACUGGUGAGAAGCCCUAUGAAUGCAAAGAAUGUAGAAAGGCCUUUACUCAGAGCUCACAUCUUUCUCGACAUCAGAGGGUUCACACUGGUGAGAAACCUUAUCAAUGUAAGGAAUGUGGGAAAGCUUUUACUCGUGGUUCACAACUAACUCAACAUCAGAAAAUUCAUGUCAGUGAAAAAUCUUUUGAAUAUAAAGAAUGUGGGAUAGAUUUUAGUCAUGGUGCACAGUUAUUUGAGUCUUUGUGAUUGAUAUAAAGAGCCUUCCCUGGUCAUUAAUCCUUUAUCAGAUAAUUCUUAUAUGAGUAUGGGAGUACAUUUGCCUCAUAAAAGCCAGAAGUGAUGAAUUUAUGUGGCAGAAAGAUAGCGUUAUUCAUGUAGAAAAAAGAUAUUGCAGGAAACAAAUUAAAUUUAUCAACAGAGAAUAGUUCUGUUGUGUAGUAAAGAUAGGAAGACCUUAGCCAUAGCAUAUAUGUCUUUUGCAAAAUUAUCUUCAUGCUACCACUUGCUUUUCUUUGUGACAUUCAUCAUAAUUAACCUCUGUUUUGGUUUACUCAUUUGUAAGAUGGGCCUAAGAAUAAUACUUUCUUUAUUAGGUUCUUGGGAGUAUUAUGUGAAUUAUUACAUGUAAAGCCUUAGUGCCUUGAACAUAGCAUUUCACAAAUAUUAGCUAUCACUAUUAUUAGUGUUAUUUUAGAUUUUUUGCAUGAGAGAAGGACAUUUAGGAGUGUAAGGGAUAUUAAGGAAUUUUUCAUUAAUGUUUAACCCCAAUUAUUUGACUGGGGGCCACUGUAUGCUAUAAAAUAUAAGAAAGCUUUCAUUCAGGUAUCAUCCCAUAUACUUAAGAGGAAAUUCAUGCUGUAAAAAAGAACUCUGUAGAUUUAAUAAGUGAGUUGUU
Messenger RNA from Talpa occidentalis (Iberian mole), 3026 nucleotides. Its product is annotated as zinc finger protein 420. Lineage: Eukaryota; Metazoa; Chordata; Mammalia; Eulipotyphla; Talpidae. The transcript has 5 exons. Gene Ontology annotation, cellular component: nucleus. The record is from RefSeq and is a predicted model, not a curated record. Gene Ontology annotation, molecular function: RNA polymerase II cis-regulatory region sequence-specific DNA binding; DNA-binding transcription activator activity, RNA polymerase II-specific; DNA-binding transcription repressor activity, RNA polymerase II-specific. Gene Ontology annotation, biological process: negative regulation of transcription by RNA polymerase II. The coding region runs from base 311 to 2377 and encodes 688 amino acids.